Molecule: messenger RNA, 1114 nt
Organism: Suillus clintonianus
Lineage: Eukaryota; Fungi; Basidiomycota; Agaricomycetes; Boletales; Suillaceae
Exons: 3
Coding region: 115-939 (274 amino acids)
Source: RefSeq, a predicted model, not a curated record
CAACCGUGGAAGCCAAGAACCCCGCAAAGAAGCGGAGAUCCCGUCUGGUGAAAAUCUACUUAUCCUCGGCCUUUCGGCUCCCCGUCUGACCUCGUGGCUGAGCCACUCCCAGAAAUGCCUGCUACCAAUGAGCCGUUAUUCACUCCUCCGCAGGCUGAGGCUGAGGGAUUAGCCACAUAUAACACAUCGGCAGAACGUUUACCGCUUUCAGAUUACGACUUGAGGUAUCCAAGCUCGUCCCCGGAGAAUAGACAUCCAGCGAUUGAGGAUAUGGCUCCCUCGCAGUAUGUUGAUGAGGGGACAAAGGAGAUAAUAGCCCAGGCUUCACAUUUCCCCGCCAACGGUUCGCCAGAGGCCGGGGACCAGCCCCUCCAGCUACUUGCUACCGACAGUGAUAUCAUGUUAUUGCAUCCCCCCGGUAGUCCUAUAAUGUCAAAGCUUGAUAUCCUCCCCGAGACCACGAUUUCGGCGGGCCCUGCUGCCCCUGCCGAGCCUGAAGAUUCUUCAACCAGAGCUUCUCUUUCUGCCGUUGAUGUGCAUCCCCCCGGUAGUCCUAUAAUGUCAAAGCUUGAUAUCCUCCCCGAGACUACGAUUUCGGCGGGCCCUGCUGCCCCUGCCGAACCUGAAGAUUCUUCAGCUUCUCUUUCUACCGUUGAUAUUCAGCUCGUUGUUUCAUCUCAAGCUGAUAUUGAUGAUGUCGUUUUGGGUUUUCACAUGCUGGACCUGCACGAGGUGCUUUCGCCAUGGGUGCCAAUAUCUCCCACAGCGCCAUCUGUCUACGUCCCUCCUGCUGUGCAGCACUUAAUCACCGCCAUGAAUCGUCAACUGGAGAUUGAAUGCCAGGCUCGAAGACGAGCUGAAGAGCUUUAUCUAGAGGAAAUGCGUAAGCGCAUUAAGAUGGAAGAAGUGGUUGAUAAGUUACAGAAGGAAAGAGAAUAGACACGGGAGCAAGGAGCAUCUCAGCAACCUCCCUCAUUGGAUGCUGUACCGCGUGCGGCUUCGGCACAUGCAAGCCCAGAAGUUGCUUGUCAGCAGGACAGUGAAGCUAAACCAACACCCACUGAUAUCACUCGUCUGAAUGUGACGAUGGAGGACUUUUGUGCUUGAUGCUUCA